Molecule: messenger RNA, 319 nt
Organism: Diversispora eburnea
Lineage: Eukaryota; Fungi; Glomeromycota; Glomeromycetes; Diversisporales; Diversisporaceae
Source: the annotation of a GenBank genome assembly
AUGUCGCGUAGAGCACUUGUUUCCAUUCUGAGAUGGUUAAUCUUUAACAAUUUUCAGUACCAAUCAGACUUUUCGGAUAUCGAAUGCAAGGAGAGGAGGACUUUUUUAGAAGAGAAGGAGUCAAAGAAAUAUUUGAAACUUGGUAAAUCAGGAAAAAUCUGGAAAACUUAUUUUCGUCCCUUUAAAAUUUGUGCAAAUGAUUAUGAAGAGAUAUCUAUUAUCAAAGACACUGCCAAAAUUUCACAAGAUAAUCUUCUUCAACGUAUGAUCGUAGGUUUUUCGCAUCAAAGUUGUGUCAUCGAAGGGAAUUCAUUAGGAA